Molecule: messenger RNA, 2630 nt
Organism: Ictalurus furcatus (blue catfish)
Lineage: Eukaryota; Metazoa; Chordata; Actinopteri; Siluriformes; Ictaluridae
Gene: ube2ql1
Product: ubiquitin-conjugating enzyme E2Q family-like 1
Exons: 2
Coding region: 7-822 (271 amino acids)
Source: RefSeq, a predicted model, not a curated record
AACGUGAUGGCCACUCUUCUGCGAAAGAUCGGUCUGAUCCGCUUGCACGACCGAGACACAGAAGACCCCAAGCACCAUCCGAAAGGGACUAAGCAAGGGAAUCAGAAAAACAGCACCAAGCACUGUCACCAAAACGAGACGAACAUCCUGAGCACCCCGGAAAUCAAGGCCAAGCGCUCGGACGUCUCCGCCAAAGACAAAGCUCCUGCAAAGGACAAGCCGAGCAAGGAGACGAAGGAGAAGCAGCAGACGGGAAGCGCCAAGUCGAGCUCGAGCUCCGUGCCACCUCUGGCGCCCAACAGGCAGCACUGUGCGCAGGUGAGGACGCGGCGUCUCAUGAAGGAGCUGCAGGACAUCCGGCGCCUGGGAGACGAUUUCAUCACGGUGGAGCUCGCCGACGACAACCUGUACGACUGGAACGUCAAGCUGCACCAGGUGGACAAGGACUCGGCGCUGUGGCAGGACAUGAAGGAGACCAACACCGAGUACAUCCUGCUGAACAUCUCCUUCCCUGACAACUUCCCGUUCUCACCACCGUUCGUGCGCGUGCUCACGCCGAGGCUGGAGAACGGCUACGUGCUGGACGGAGGAGCCAUUUGCAUGGAGCUGCUGACACCGCGCGGCUGGUCCAGCGCCUACACCGUGGAGGCCGUGAUGAGGCAGUUCGCCGCCAGCCUCGUCAAAGGACAGGGCCGGAUCUGCAGGAAAGCGGGAAAGUCCAAGAAAGCCUUCAGCCGCAAGGAAGCCGAAGCUACGUUCAAGAGUCUCGUGAAGACCCAUGAGAAGUACGGCUGGGUUUCUCCUCCCGUUUCCGACGGCUGAGGAGCUUGCUGUCUCCACGUCAUCCCCUUUUCCCUCUCCAUGCAGCUUUCUCCAGUUUCUCACCUCCAAACAUUCUCUUGUUUUCCAAAAAAAAAAAGGAAAAAAAAAAAAAGAGGUAUCAUCUCACACUGUAUGUCGAUGACUCUUCAUCGGUCCUCUGCCAUUCCUCACUGAGGUGCCAUGGACCACUCGCUCGCCGUGACAUCACAUUUCUAAAUGAUGAAUGGAUACUACGAACAUGUUUGGCUAAAGGAAGUGAACAAAGCCCUGGGGAAAGUAACUUGGACAGACCCCAACCCUCACGCUGAUUCUGUACCUCUUGAUCACUCGAUACCUCUCUGUGUUUAUCAGUGUGCUUAUGUCAAACCCUUCCUCCUCCAUCUCUUCUUCUUCUCCUUCUUCUUCUUCUUCCGCUAAUCUCUGUUUUCUCUUUACUGUUUUAGAGAUGACGACACAUUGCACUGAACAGCAUCCGAUUUUCUUUCAUUUCCAUGCAUUGUAACGAUAUUUAAUAGCGAGGCCGACGGGUGCAGUACAUUCGAGGUUCAGUUUUGUCUGUUCUUCUUUUUUUUUUUUUCAUGGUUUCAAUGCAACAUGAAAAUUGUAACUUAUGUAGAGCUAUGCUCGCUCUCUCUCUCUCUCUCUCUCUCUCUCCACUUCUCUCUCUUUCUCUCUCUAUGCGCGUGGCUAAAUUUAGACAUCACUGUGUUGCAUAGCUGGUGAUUGAUUUCUCGUGGAGAUGAUUUUUUUUUUUUUAAAAAAACACUCGUUGCUUAUGCAGAGGUACUGUAAAGAUUAAAGAGUGGUAGUCAGCCAUUCUUGCGAAUCAUUAUUAUCAUUAGUAUUAUUAUUACAUUUGGGUUUUUUUUUUUUUUUCCCUCGGAGAAGACCAAAAGCAUUGAAUUUCGAUGAUGUUGAUACCAGAUGGCAGACCUGAAUGUCAUAGUCUCGAAGCAUGAGUGUGCGUGUGGUGUGUACGCAGUGGGAGCAGAUCCACGUCCGUGAUGCAUCUGAGAAAUGUGCACGAGCCGUUUCGUGAUCAAUUUCGUGGCCCCAGAGAAGCUAGAAUCUCAUUAGCGUUUCCUUCGAAAAAUACGAUCGGAGACUGAAUGUACCGGUCUGUGCUCAUGCUUACAGUGGGACAUGCCCCGGUUCCUAUCCGACGACUUCUCAGUGCACAGGCAGUGCAAUGUCUAACGACUCAGGCCUCAGCUUCAGUCACAUUAAAAUGCUCAGUCUGCUUGAACAUAUUUUGCAUCAAUAACUGCAGAUUGAUAAUAAAAGGCUAAUUAAAAUGGACUGAACGGGACAGGUUGCUUGUUCAGCAGUGUGUAUUAGUAUUUAUCGACGGCCUCUCCAGAUAUCGGCGUUAAUCCUGAGACGUGACGUCUUUAGUGAGCACCUUUAAGUGCGCGAUUUAAAGGAAAACUCCACCCUUGCUUAUUAAUAAUUCUAACUAACGUCGAUCUUUAACCGUAACCACGAUUUACUUUGUAAUGAAAUUAUGAGGGUUUUUUUUUUUUCAUCGACACGAUGGGCCGUUUUCUCUUCAGUUAACGAUUUCUUUCAUUACCCACAAUGCCGUUCGGCUGCCUGCUGAUAGUGGUGCCGUUGGGAAUUAUGUUAUAUCAUGAUAUUUUUGGACCUUCGUGUGUUUGAGCUACAAAGUGAGAGAAAAACAUUCUAGCCAGCUAACAUUAGCAGUAUGAGUGAUGUACAUUUUCCUCCUCAAAACAUCAAACUUUACAGUUAAUGUUCGAGAUUUAACAGCUAAUAUGUUUGUUUGUUGAUUGAUCUAAAGCAAAUAC